AUGUCGAAACAAAGCUUUUGGAAAAAGUUAUUUUGUGUGUGUACAGGAGAAGAGAAUAAUGAAUAACGUCCUAAAUCUAGAUCAGUAUAAACUUUGAAUUAAGGACAUUAUCAAUAAUAGAAAUAGAUAUAGAAUCCAAUGGAAGAGAGUAAUAUCUGUAUUUAAUUAAAAUCUAUGAAUUAAUGGAUUGAGUCACCAUAUCAAUUAAUUACUGAUAAUACUUAAUAAUGUUGUUUUUUGGUUCAUAAAACUUCAAUGCAAAUUCCAAACAGUAAAAAUGCAAAUGUCCACUCAUAAAAUCCUUAUCAUUUUUUUGAUCAUUAAGAUGAAAAGAAGAUCCUUUUUGAUAAUAAACAAAAUAGAAUAGCUCCUCUGUAUCUAAGUAGAUAUAUUGCUGGAAGAAUGAAGCCUGCUCAAAGUAUCCUUGAAGUAAAUAGUCAAUUCAAUUAACACUCUAUCCAAGUAUUGAAAUCCUGAAUUGGUAGUUUCUCAACCAAGGAAUGUCAGUUAUAGCUAUAACCUAUAAUACCUAACAUCUUUUAAUGGGAUAGUAGAAUUUAGAGUAAUUUUAAUUGAAUUUUCAUGAUAUCUCUAUCAUUAGGGCUAACUUUGCAAAUCUUAGAUUAGAUUGGAAUCGUAUGUCAAUAGAUGCAAUCUUUAUUAAUCUUACAAAUUAUCGUAAAGAUUAAAAUGAAGAAGUUUAUAAAGCAUUAGUCAAUGCUGUUAAAAUCACGUCUGACAUAGUCAUUUUGGUUGCCGGCUAAAGAGUUACUUUUUUAUAUGAACUACUUGCUAGAAUAACAGUUGAGCAUACUAAUAUAUCGUAUACUAAUCAUUUAACUAAAGCAUGUCUGUAGCUAUUGAAGAAUAAGAGAUUAGUUUUAAUAAUCGAGUUGAAUUUACUGUCAUUUUCAUGGGAACAUUCUCCAAAUUAACCAGGUCUCAUUUGGUUGAAGCACUUUAUGAAAGGCUUAUUUAUUAAACCAAAACCUACAAAGAAUUUGAAUUGUAUACUAUUCUUUAACCAAUACUCAAUGAUCUUAUUGAUACUAUUGGAUGUAUUAAACUGAUGAAGUAUUUCUUACAAUCACUUUAUGAUCUCAAGUAAAUUCAAGAUUUAACACAUAUAUUCUUUAGAACUUUAGAAUAAAAUAAACUUAUUAAUAGAGAUAAAUUUAAUGAGGUAAACAAAUAUUUAUUUUUAUUCAAGUAUCUUGCUAAAUAUCCUAUUGUAUCCCCUCCUUAAUUAAGUCCAUAAAAAAAACCUAAAAAAAAUAGUAUCAUAUUUUUUAUUCAAUCUAGCUAUUUAAUAAUAACAAUCAGUUUCUUUCAAUUAUGACCUCUAAGGUACCAAAACUUAAAUGACUGAUUUCUUAUUAGAUGGAGGUACUUUUACACCUAAUAAUUACAAUACAAGUUAGACUGAAGCCUUAAAAUGA
Molecule: messenger RNA, 1439 nt
Organism: Paramecium sonneborni
Lineage: Eukaryota; Ciliophora; Oligohymenophorea; Peniculida; Parameciidae
Source: the annotation of a GenBank genome assembly